Molecule: messenger RNA, 2533 nt
Organism: Mus caroli (Ryukyu mouse)
Lineage: Eukaryota; Metazoa; Chordata; Mammalia; Rodentia; Muridae
Gene: Lbx1
Product: ladybird homeobox 1
Biological process (GO): regulation of transcription by RNA polymerase II
Cellular component (GO): nucleus
Molecular function (GO): sequence-specific double-stranded DNA binding; DNA-binding transcription factor activity, RNA polymerase II-specific
Source: RefSeq, a predicted model, not a curated record
AAGCCCUGUGCCCGGCUGGGCGGGGCGGGCAGCGGGGCCCCGGCCCUGGCCCGGGCAGAGAGCAGCGGGGAAGCCCGGAACCCGCCCGGGUAACCCCGACACCCGGCCGAGUUUCCGUCAGACGCCCGUCAUCAGACAUGUGGUGGCCCUAGCUUGCCCCGAGAGCCACGGCGGGAGGAAAGAGUGUGCAAGAUUGCAGAAGGAGUCCGGGAUCGGCGCCCUCGCCUCGGCUCUUCCAACUGCCGCCGCCAGGACCCCGGGCCAGGAGCCGCCGCGGCGGAGCCACCUGACACCUUUAAAUAGCACCGGGGCUGGCGAAACUGGAGCCCGGCGCGGCGCUUCCCGGCUCCGGCCCGGGCUUACUGGAAACCCCGGCGGUGGCGGCGGCGGUGGCGGUGGCAGCGGCGGCGCCCGCGUCAGCGCUCUCCUCCCGGGGCCCCGCGCCGCUCCGCUCGCCCGGGUCGCCGCGCUAAUCGGCCGCUUGCCCAUCCGCGCCCUGACCGGCGCGGCCUCCUGCCCGCCUCUCGCCUUCCUCUCGCACCGUCCGGCGCCCGAGCUGCCCGCGGGCUGGGUCCCCCCGGCCCGAGCCGCCCCGGCCGGGCCCCCAAACGAGGCCGAGAUGACUUCCAAGGAGGACGGCAAGGCGGCGCCGGGGGAGGAGCGGCGACGCAGCCCUCUGGACCACCUGCCGCCGCCCGCCAACUCCAACAAGCCGCUGACGCCGUUCAGCAUCGAGGACAUCCUCAACAAGCCGUCCGUGCGGAGAAGUUACUCGCUGUGUGGGGCGGCGCACCUGCUGGCGGCCGCGGACAAGCACGCGCCGGGCGGCUUGCCCCUGGCGGGCCGCGCUCUGCUCUCGCAGACCUCGCCGCUCUGCGCCUUGGAGGAGCUCGCCAGCAAGACCUUUAAGGGGCUGGAGGUCAGCGUCCUGCAGGCAGCCGAAGGCCGCGAUGGGAUGACCAUCUUUGGGCAGAGGCAGACGCCCAAGAAACGGCGAAAAUCACGCACGGCCUUCACCAACCACCAGAUCUACGAGUUGGAGAAACGCUUUCUAUACCAGAAGUACCUGUCCCCGGCAGAUCGCGACCAAAUUGCGCAGCAGCUGGGCCUCACCAACGCACAGGUCAUCACCUGGUUCCAGAACCGGCGCGCCAAGCUCAAGCGGGACCUGGAGGAGAUGAAGGCUGACGUGGAGUCUGCCAAGAAACUGGGCCCCAGCGGGCAGAUGGACAUCGUGGCGCUGGCCGAACUCGAGCAGAACUCGGAGGCUUCGGGCGGUGGUGGCGGCGGUGGCUGCGGCAGGGCUAAGUCUAGGCCGGGUUCUCCCGCGCUGCCCCCAGGCGCCCCGCAGGCCCCGGGCGGAGGACCCUUGCAGCUCUCGCCCGCCUCUCCACUCACAGACCAGCGGGCCAGCAGCCAGGACUGCUCAGAGGAUGAGGAAGAUGAAGAGAUCGACGUGGACGAUUGAGCUGCGCCCUGGACCUCCUGCCGCCCGGGCCCCCAGUGCCCGCAUGCCCGCCGCCUCCCGGAUCGGACCGCUAAGGGGAGCUGGGACCUCCUCUGCACCUCCCUCCUCCACCCUUGUCCCGGGGCCGGGCUUGGCCCCUGACAGCCGCCUCUUCCUUCUCGAAGCAAUAAAUCCGGGCCGGCCGGCGGGGCCGGCCGCCACACGCGGCCUCCGUCGCCCCGGAAGCCCUCGCCGUGCAAUUCUGUAUGGCUUCUGUAUAAAUAUUUAAGCCUAUAUAGUGGGUUCCUCCCACCACAGCUUGAUUAUUUUCUUUCUUUUAUUAUGAUUAUUAUUUUUUUUAAAUCUCAGAGAUUUCGAUGUUUUCAAAGCCCCGGUGCUGCCGGGUCGGCUGACGGUGAGGCGGACUCGAGAGCGGCGAACACUACUAACUCCUGCGGUCUAGAAGCUGUUUUAAUUUUUCUCUGCAUGUGGCGAAUGCACCGGUCCGCUCACCUCUCUCGGCCUAUUACAGUUGACUUUUAAUUUCCUUCUGCCUUUUUUUUUCCCCUGCGUGAGAAGGGGGUGGGGGGGAGAGCCGGGCCCUGACUUGCAAGUUUCAAAAUCGAUCUUUUCUUUCCCCAGCGAGAGAAGUCUGCUUUCGAUGGCGUGUCUGCCUCCCGAGGCCCACUAUUUUUAAAAUUUCUCCAAAUCUUCCUGCAUUUUCUCGGACUGAUUGCUGGAGUCUGGCUCUUAGGGAAAAAGCAGGGAAGCAUCCAACUAGUCAUGGAAAACAGAACCCAAAGCCCUAGGAAUUAUUUUUUACUCUUUUUAGAUUUUUUUUUUUUUUUUUUGCAUGUGACAGAGACCUAAAGAAGGGCGACCCAAGCGCUAACCCUCACCUCCUCUGUAGCUCUGGGUCCCUCUGUCAACAACAUCUCUCUCCCGUCUCAAGUUGGCCAUUUGAGGGUGGCCCAGGGAGGGUGGGUUCCGGGUGCCCUUUCCCAGCUCCUGCCCUGCCCUCUCUUUCUUCGACUGUACCCAAGGCCUCUUCCUCCGAUAAAUAAAGUCUUUGCCAUUUUACUAGAA